UGCCUGGGCCGGUUUAAGGGACUGCAUUUCCCUGCGCUGCCAUAGCAACCAGGAAACAACCUCCACUGCAGUGAGAAGGAUGGUGUUGUGGCCGGAUCUGUAGGUGCGCUGGUAACAGAGCAACCGGACCAGGGACAACAAGGCCACAGGCAAAGGGGAGAGAGAGGUUGCCCAGAAAGUAGACAAUCCGGGGCUUGAGGAGUUUGGGUUUGCGAUUUAUUUUUUCUCCAGACAAAGACACACACUGUCUAAACUGUGUGGCCGGCUGUUACUAAGAAGCUGCUGUACGAGGGGGAAAUGCAUUUAAUAAAAAAGGCCCAGUGUUUGUGGUCUCCUCGGGCUCCCUGCUGCGCUCAGGAAAUCUUGAGGUGUGACCAGCUUUCUGCCUUCAAACCCAAGAUGAACUGCCCUUGAGAAGGGUGGUCAGAGGGAAAACAUGUUCCCGCUCUCUGCCCUGAGCCGGGGGCACGGCAAGUGGGUCCAGAACAAACAGAAGGUAGAAGUCUAUUUUGAACCAGAGGAUUACUUGAACUGGAAGUCUCCAGAAGAUUAUGUCCUGGUCUGCAAACCGCAGCAUAAGGGCGACCCCACCCAGCACACAUGGAGCCUCGUACUCCCUAAAACUUUCAGCACCAGAAAGGGAGUCCUGAUCCUCUACUCAGAAGGUUUGGCCCUAUCAGCAUGGACGCCCGGAGAGAGGAGAAAAGGCCCCUGGCGCCCCAAAGGCCACAGGGAAAGGCUGGGUCCGAAGCUGCUCACGCUUCGGGACCUCAGAGAAGCCAUCCUGGCUCACGAAAGGAGACAGGACACGUCGAUAGAGAACCACCAUCGUAUGCAGGUUUCAAAAGAAAACCACAAUGAAAAAACACAGCAAACCUCCAGGAGGGCCUUUGAGCAUGCCCACAUUGAUCACCCUUGGCUCAUGAGUGACAAACCCCACAUUACAUUCUAUGGCAACUCCUUCCCCAAUUGGGAGGCAGAUCUCAGCGACAAACAAGGGAACAUGAAACUCCACGUGGGCGGCGGCAGCCACUUGUCACAGGAGCCUCCUGCUGAAAGAUGUGUUUUCCCUCCUGUGGCCUCUGCCACUGACUCAGAAAAACACACACCUGGGGAGCUGAAGAAGAAAAAGGCUUCAAAGACCUUGAAAUUACCUCCUAUCUCCCAAGAACCACCCGGAGUCCUGGACCCCCUGAGGAGUCGAUUUAAAGCCAGAGAGCCCCCAGCAGAGCUCCUCGUCUUCCCAGUGGAGAUUCAUUUCCACACCCAGCACCCCUCAAAGGAGAAAGUGCACAGAAGAGGUGCUGCGCAUGCUGAGUCAGGACCAGAAACAGAAGAGCCCAGUCCUCCCCGGAGGCCUCCCCUGAAGCAUGCGUCCUCAGAAAGGCUGGCGGAGUUCACAGUCCAUCUCCCAGGGGACAUGGGCAGGGCCACACUCUCACCUCAAGAUGGAGACGCCGCAGCAGAGAAGGUGACCCCACCACUGUCCCUGAUCGAGGGAAGAAAAAGUCCAGAGGGCCAGAGGGGCCCGGAUGGCCUGAGGACGUCAGGCCACAGCAGCCCCGCAGGCCCCCUGAAUGUGAGCCGUUCCAGGGGCGCACUCCUAGCAGAAGGACAAGCAAACACUGAAUUUGGAACCGAUCUUCCCAUGGAUCUUAAUAAAACCUCACCUUUGACUGAAAAGCCAGAGAAGCAGGCAGCCCUGCGGACCUUCGAGGCAGCAGCUCAGAAGGCAGGAGAGCCUCAAAGUUGUAUAAAUAAAGGGCUGAUAUGUUCAAACAGAAAAGAAUUUUGCACGCGCAAGCUGCUCGUCGACAUGACACCGUUCCUGAAGGAAAGUGAAGAUGAACUGGACUAUCACCAAGAAGCAGGAGGACCCCUCAGAGAAGAUCAUCAGGACACCCAAGACCCAGAGCCCAGGAGUGUGACCCUGGACCCUCUCAGUGCUUCCUGGGCUGAAAACAUCCAGAGGCCUGAGGCAGACACUGUCCAAAAGGCGGGCAAAGAUGAUGACGUAUUCCAUCUGCACAGAAGACUCGCAGAACCUGGGCCUGAGUCCCCAGGGAGGUUGGGUCCUGUCGACACACCUCUUCUUCCAAAAAAAAAAGAAGGGAAGACGAAACCAAGAUUGUCCAAGCAGCAAACACCAGCCAGCAUCAGUCGUGAGGAGAUGGAGUCGAUUGACAAUGUCAAGAGAAAGAAAAGAACUAAGACAGACAAGUCUAAGGUGCCCAAUGGGGAGAGAGAAGGAAAGGUCCACAUAGAAACGAAGACUGUUGUUGGAAAGUCAAAGGACUCAAAGGCUAAAAAGAAACCAGAGCUAAUUCCCAAAGGAAAACAAUCAGGCGUCAAAAGGAAAAGGACACAGAAGGAAAGGAGGCGGGAAACAGCAGCGGAGCUGAGGGGGCCUGAUGUCUUCGACACCCAGGGAACAGAAGAAGGCACCCCAGACAGAGGUUUCCUUCCUUCGGGCUUUGAUGGAGAGGAGCCGUGGCUUUCUCCCAGAGCUGAUGCUCAGGAGAGCCAGGUUUCAAUAGAUGGAAGAUCACCGCCCACCCCGAUUGUGACUGUCACAGGAAACACGGAAUCAGAAGAAGACAGAAGCCACGGGGAUCCUCCAAAGGAUCUCCUGGCCAAGAGGGAGCAGGAGAAAGCUCUCUGGGACAGGCAGCGAGCAGAAAGGGCCGAGAUGAGACUGCUGGAGGUGGAGAGGAAGAGAAGGGAGCAGGAGGAGCAGAGACGGCUUCAGCAGGAGCAGCUGGAGAGGGCAGAGAAGAUGGAGGAGGAGCUGGAGCUGGAGCAGCGCCACCGCGCAGAGGAGAUCCGCUUGAGGAAACAGAAACAAGAGGAGGAGCGGCAGAGGCAGGAGGAGGAGCGGCAGAGGCAGGAGGAGGAGGAGAGAGAGCAGUGGCUCCAGCUGCAGGCGGCCCAGGAGAGGGCCCGGCAGCAGCAGGAGGAGUUCCAGAGGAGGCUGCAAGCGCUGCAGAGGAAGAAGCAGCAGGAGGAAGCCGCACGAGCUGAGGCAGAGAAGCAAAGGCAGCAGGAACUGGAAAUGAAGCUGGCCGAGGAACACAGGCGCCUGGUGGAAAUGGCUGAAGAAGAGCGGCUAGAGUACCAACGGCAGAAGCAGGAGGCAGAGGAGAAGGCUCGGCUGGCAGCAGAGGAGAGGAGGCAAAAGGAAGAGGAAGCAGCAAGGCUGGCUCUGGAGAAAGCCAUGAAACAAACCCACGAACGAGCCAGGUACUGGGCAAAAGUCUGCUUUGAGGAAACAUCUUCAUUUCUAUCAAGAACUCCACAAGGAAGCCAAUGGCCUGCAGUGGGCACACAACAUUUCCAGACCAUGGGUCUACUCUUACUUCCAGUUCCUACAAAUACCCAGACCUUAAGGCUAGAAGAAAACUAAAAAGUAAGUUGGGAGGUGGUAAAAGAAAAAGAGAAACUUCCUUCUCUAAUGAUGUUCCAUAUUGAACCCAGUUAGUUCCAUCUCGUCUUGUUCACCUCAACCCACACCUAACUUCCUCCCAUUCCCAACAAUCCUCCCUGCCACGAAUACCUUACUCAACCCAGUUAAACUCUUCACUCAUCUAAAUCCUUUACCCUCUCUAACAUCACAUGAAUUCAAUUCAGAAGCUUUGGUGCCUAAAAUUGACCCAAAAUUUCAUAAUUUGUUUGCAUUUCAGGAAAUUUCAGUAAGGCACUAACAUAAUCUUAGGCUAGUCCAAAUACUUCAUUUUCAUUAAUGUGUGAAAAAGUUGCAAGUAAAUGGAAAUUCUGUAAUGCAGAUUCUGAUUUAGCUAAGAGCAGCUCAUUCAUAUAUUAAGAAUUUUAUUAUAUUGUCUUUAUAAAGCAAAACCACAUCCACCUCAUCCUAAAAAUCAAAUGUCUAUUUAAAACAACGUAAUCAAUUGAUAAAUGUUCAUUUGAGCAAUAUGAGCUGCUUUGUGAGAGUAAUCUCACACCCUCAAAGUAUAGAUUCUAGAACUGCACUGUCCAAUAAACCAUGUCGCUAUUUAAAUAUAAGUUAAAACACUCAAUUCUCCAGUCACACUAGCCACAACUCAAGUGCUCAAAAACCACGUGUGGCUUACUAGCUACCAUACUGAACAGCACAAAUAUACAACAUUUUCAUCAUCACAGAAAAUUCUAUUGGACAGCACUGUUUUAGAACCCUGAAAAUUAACAAAUUUUAAGGUUUGCUCCCACCUGUGAUUUGAAGAAUAAACCACACACGUAAUUGUCCCAUUUUUUUAAAAAUCACACUAUCAGUAUCUAGGAUUGAUCAUGGAAUGAUUAUUAAAGAGGAGGAAAGAGCCUCAGCAAAUAUCUACAAAAGGAUACCAAAGCAAGCAUUAUCUGAACCUGAACUUUCCCACAAAUUUCCUUUGCCCUAUGCUAUACUUCAUGUCCACAGCUGAAAACUUAGUAUUUGCAGGGGAUUCCCUCAAAUUUCCCACUAAUGCCUGUAAGGUACUUGCUUCCUACAGGAACUGCACUUCUACAAUCCAGAAGUCAAACAUAAUUUUGAUUCUGUAUUGCUGUGUUGUUGAACUUAUUAGACUUGAUGCUUAUUUUUAACUAUGUUUUAUGUAAAAUAGCAAUAAAAUGACCCAAACAUUGGCUAUUAGUCAUAGCGAAUUUAAAUGUCAUGCACUUCUUAACUUUGUUGACCCUACUUACAU
This is a messenger RNA of Myotis brandtii (Brandt's bat), 4679 nucleotides long. Its product is annotated as KIAA2012 ortholog. The record is from RefSeq and is a predicted model, not a curated record. Lineage: Eukaryota; Metazoa; Chordata; Mammalia; Chiroptera; Vespertilionidae. The coding region runs from base 437 to 3403 and encodes 988 amino acids. The transcript has 18 exons.